Leptosia nina is the source of this 77-nucleotide messenger RNA. Lineage: Eukaryota; Metazoa; Arthropoda; Insecta; Lepidoptera; Pieridae. The record is from the annotation of a GenBank genome assembly.
AUCGAGUCAGCGCUUGCUUAGAUUUACCGCCGCUAAAAGAGGGUAGGGCUACAGAAGCUGCUCGAAGUAAAGUAUGA